This is a messenger RNA of Haliaeetus leucocephalus (bald eagle), 1457 nucleotides long. RefSeq names its product zinc finger and BTB domain-containing protein 8A-like. Gene Ontology annotation, biological process: regulation of transcription by RNA polymerase II. The record is from RefSeq and is a predicted model, not a curated record. NCBI's taxonomy places the organism in Eukaryota, Metazoa, Chordata, Aves, Accipitriformes, Accipitridae. The transcript is spliced from 3 exons. Bases 1 to 1443 code for a protein of 480 amino acids. Gene Ontology annotation, molecular function: DNA-binding transcription factor activity, RNA polymerase II-specific; protein binding; RNA polymerase II cis-regulatory region sequence-specific DNA binding.
AUGGAGAUUUCUUCUCACCAGUUUCACCUCUUGCAGCAACUAAAUGAGCAGCGCAGGCAAGACUUAUUCUGUGACUGCAAUAUCCUGGUGGAGGGCAAGGUCUUUAAGGCACAUCGCAAUGUGCUGUUUGCCAGCAGCGGCUAUUUCAAAAUGCUCCUUUCGCAGAGCUCGAAGGAGGCGAGUCAGCCGACAACAGCUACUUUCCAGGCAUUUUCUCCUGACACAUUUACAGUUAUUCUAGAUUUUGUGUAUUCGGGCAAACUGUCUCUCACUGGUCAGAACGUCAUCGAAGUCAUGUCAGCCGCUAGCUAUCUGCAGAUGACCGAUGUUAUCAGUGUGUGUAAAACAUUCAUUAAGUCAUCGCUGGACAUCAGUGAGAAGGAGAAGGAUCGCUACUUCAGUCUGUCAGACAAAGAUGUAAAUUCAAACGGCGUGGACCGAUCCUGCUUGUACAGCGCAGGCUGGAGGGGAGAAAGCAGCCCCCCGCAUUCGCACUUAAGUCCGGAGCAAGGGACAUGUAUGAUGGGUGGAAAUGCUUGGAGCAAUUUCAGCUACUAUCCGACUUCUCAAAGAAAUGCCCAGCAGCAGCUGUCCAAACACGAGCAACGACAGGAUUCCAUAAAGAAAUCCCGGCACCUGGGACUGCAGCAACCUUCUGACAUUCCUCACUAUAAAUCAAGCAAACUGGAGGACAGGGCUGCCGAGCCCGCUGGCCAUAUUGCUCAGUCUGAGGAGCAAGUUCAGAUUGAAACAGAAGUUGAAUCCCCUCACGUGGGAUACCAGUACGGCCAAGGGUCUGACGUGAUGCCGAGGAGCUUGGCUGUGUCACAGCAGGAGCAUGAAUCACCCCGUUCUUCUAGUAAAUCGAAGUCUUCAAAAGCAGACGAGCAGUACGCGAGCAUGCCCUCGAUUCUAGGUGUCAUGGGAAGCUGGGCUGAAGAUGAUCUGCCCAGGAUGAGGUUCAAGUGCCCAUUCUGCACUCAUGUGGUGAAAAGAAAAGCAGACCUAAAGCGUCACCUUCGCUGUCAUACAGGAGAGCGCCCUUACCCUUGUGAGGCAUGUGGGAAAAGAUUUAGCAGGCUAGAUCACCUAAGUAGCCAUUUUCGAACAAUUCACCAGGCUUGUAAGCCUAUCUGCAGAAAGUGUAAACGCCAUGUGACUGAGCUAACAGGACAAGUGGUCCAAGAGGGGACACGACGUUACAGACUCUGUAAUGAGUGUUUGGCCGAAGCUGGCAUAGACAGUAUUCGCAUUGACUUGGAGGCUGAAGCACCCCUUGAAUUUCCACAAGAUGGGGAUAAGGAUUCCAGGUGGCACUAUGGGGAAGACAACAGGUCCGAUGUGGAGAUUGUGGAGGAUGGGUCAACCGACUUGGUCAUUCAGCAAGUUGAUGACAGUGAGGAUGAAGUAGAUGAAAAGGAAGUAAAACCAAAUAUUAGGUAGUUGCAAGAGAAGAA